UCCAGGCAGCGAGGAAAAUGGCGGCCAGAGGUUGAGUGCGGGGGAGACGGGGGAAAGGAGACGUAGCUGAGCUUUGGCUCCUUUCCCAGAAUUGUCUGACCCUCGGUGUCUCAGCCUGAGUCGAGGAGGGGCUGUGUGGGUGAAAUACCUGGGCUAGAAUGGCCCCAUCUGCCAUUCAUCUGGGUUUAUCUGAUACCGAGGCGGUUCCAAAGACCUGGUUAUCUGCAUUCUCCUUCUGAUCAUCCUGUAGCCUCGGCAUUCCUGCUGGCUUCUCUUGGAGAGAGAACGCUGCUAGGAUGUGACUUAAAAUGACUUCUGAUUCUGAAGGUCUUCUGAAAAAUAUGCUGUGCUUGAGUGUUUGCUAAGGACAAUUGCUGAUGCAUGGUAAAGAUGAGUGGACUAGGAGAAAAUUCCUUGGAUAGCUUGACCAAUGAGUCAAGGAAGCGCAAGGCGUUGCCCUGUGAUACACCAGGUGCAAGUCUGACCUGCAGCGGUGAGAAGCGGCGGCGUGAGCAGGAAAGCAAAUACAUUGAAGAGCUGGCUGAGCUGAUAUCUGCUAAUCUGAGUGACAUUGACAAUUUCAAUGUCAAACCAGACAAAUGUGCUAUUUUAAAGGAAACUGUGAGACAGAUUCGACAGAUAAAAGAGCAAGGAAAAGCAGUUUCUAAUGAUGAUGACGUUCAGAAAGCUGAUGUUUCUUCUACGGGUCAAGGAGUUAUUGAUAAGGAUUCACUGGGACCUCUUUUAUUACAGGCAUUGGACGGUUUCCUGUUUGUUGUAAAUCGAGAUGGGAACAUAGUAUUUGUGUCAGAGAAUGUCACACAGUAUCUGCAAUAUAAACAAGAAGAUCUGGUUAAUACAAGUGUCUAUGGCAUCUUGCAUGAAGAGGACCGGAAGGACUUCCUUAAAAACUUACCUAAAUCUUCAGUUAAUGGAGUUGCUUGGAGCAAUGAGACACCGAGGCAGAAGAGUCAUACAUUCAAUUGCCGGAUAAUGGUGAAAACCUCUCAUGAGCUUUUGGAAGAUGUGGGCAGUCAAAGAUAUGAAACAAUGCAGUGUUUUGCUUUAUCUCAGCCAAGAGCCAUGAUGGAAGAAGGGGAAGAUUUGCAGUCCUGUAUGAUCUGUGUGGCACGUCGGAUCACAACUGCGGAAAGGGUAUUUCCAACAAAUCCAGAGAGCUUUAUUACAAGGCAUGAUCUUUCAGGCAAACUAGUCAACAUUGACACAAACUCACUGAGGUCUUCCAUGAGACCUGGCUUUGAGGAUAUAAUUCGUCGGUGUAUCCAGAGGUUCUUAUGCCACAAUGAUGGACAGUCCUGGUCAAACAAACGCCACUAUCAUGAAGCUUAUACACAAGGGCACGCUGAAACACCGCUGUAUAGGUUUUCCUUAGCGGACGGUACCAUAGUGACGGCGCAAACAAAGAGCAAACUCUUCCGCAAUCCUGUGACUAAUGACCGCCACGGAUUUGUCUCUACCCACUUUCUUCAAAGAGAGCAAAAUGGAUAUCGGCCAAAUCCGAAUUCAGUUGGGCAAAACAUCAGAACACCUGUGGCUGGAAACACAAAUUCUGUUGGUGGUCUUAUGAACAUGUCACCUGGUCAAGGCAUGCCUAUGCAGAACAGGAACUAUGGCAUGGGAGAUCCCAGUGCAGUGGGUCAGCUCAGCAGCACUCGAUAUGGAGGCCCUGGUAAUAUGGCACCAGUGAACUCCGGCCCUGGAAUGCAGUCCUCUGCUUAUCAGAACAACAGUUAUGGCUUAAAUAUAAGUAGCCCACCACAUGGUAGUCCUGGUUUAUCUUCCAACCAACAGAAUCUGAUGAUAUCCCCUAGGAAUCGAGGGAGUCCAAAAAUGAAUUCGCACCAGUUUUCUCCAGUCACAGGUAUGCACUCUCCAAUGGGAUCAGCUAGCAACACUGGCAACAGCACUUUCUCUAGCAGUUCUCUCAGUGCUCUUCAAGCCAUUAGUGAGGGUGUUGGAACUUCCCUUUUAUCAACACUUUCUUCACCGGGUCCAAAAUUGGAUAAUUCACCAAACAUGAGCAUGGGUCAGCAAAGUAAAACGAGUACCCAGGACUCCAAAAGCCCGUCUGGUUUGUACUGUGAACAAAAUCAAGUGGAAAGUUCCAUCUGCCAGUCAAACAGCAGGGAUCUCCUUAGUGAAAAAGAUAGUAAAGAGGGAAAUUUAGAGGCAUCUGAAAGUCAGAGGGGACCAUCUGAAAGCAAAGGGCAUAAGAAACUUCUUCAGCUACUCACAUGCUCCUCAGAUGAAAGAGGACAUUCUACAGCAUCAAAUUCGCCUUUAGACUCCAGCUGUAAAGAAUCUUCUACCAGUGUUACCAGUCCUUCAGGAGUUUCCUCAUCAACAUCUGGAGGUGUAUCUUCUUCCUCAAACAUGCACGGGUCACUCCUGCAAGAGAAGCACAGGAUUUUACAUAAAUUGUUGCAGAAUGGCAAUUCUCCUGCAGAGGUAGCCAAGAUCACAGCUGAAGCUACUGGUAAAGACACUUACCAUGAUGCUAGCAAUCCAGCCCCCUGUGGAGAAGGGCCUGUCAAACAGGAACAACUGAGCCCAAAGAAGAAGGAAAACAAUGCUUUGCUAAGAUACCUGUUAGACAAGGAUGAUGUGAAGGACCCACUUUCCAAAGAGUUGAAGCCUAAAGUAGAAAAUACAGAUACUAAGAUGGGACAGUGCACUAGUUCUACCAUUCCUACUAGUCAUGAAAAAGCGAUGAAAAUAAAGACAGAACCAGCAGAGGAGAUGAGUGGUGACUUGGAUAAUUUGGAUGCAAUUCUAGGUGAUCUGACUAGUUCAGAGUUCUACAAUAAUGCUAUGUCUGCAAAUGGAAACAACCUUGGGACAAAGCAAGCAUUAUUCCAAGGCAAUGCCCUAUUGGCAGGCAUGAGGAGUCCCCAGUCCAUGCAGACUACUCGCCCACCUUUCAGCAGAGCCAUGUCUUUAGACAGCCCUAUGGGCUCGAGUGCUCCAGCGAGGAAUGUCAACACGUUCUCCAUGUUACAGAAGCAAAACUUGAUGGGUGGAAGUCCAAGAAUGAUGGAAAACCAGGAAAAUUUUGGAGCCAAUCUGGCUAGUGCUCCCAACAGAAAUGUAGCAAUGAAUCAGCAUCAGUCAGCAGACUGGGGUUUGUCAAACUCCAAGGUGAACAGGUUGGAACAGACAAAUUCCUCUUCGAUGCUGAGGCCAGGAGCAGAGUUCAGCACAUCCCUUCCCAGACCCACGGUGGGUGGCUCUGUGCCUGGGCUGCCUGUUCGCUCCAACAGCCUGCCAGGGACACGACCAAUGCUGCAACAGCAAAUGAUUCACAUGAGGCCAAAUGAGAUAAACAUUGGCAUGGGAGGGAAUCCCUAUGGCCAGCCAGGUCCAUCUAACCAACCAGGAUCCUGGCCUGACAACAUGCUGUCCAUGGAGCAAGCAUCACGGGGUUCCCAAACCAGGCAAUUAGUUAGAAACUCCUUGGAUGACCUCUUAUGUCCAGCACCAAAUAUGGAAGGCCAGAAUGAUGAAAGGGCACUUUUGGAUCAGCUGCACACAUUGCUGAGUAACACAGAUGUCACAAGUUUGGAAGAAAUCGACAGAGCAUUGGGAAUUCCUGACCUUGUGAACCAAGGACAAGGUUUGGAGCCCAAGCAAGAUUCAUUUCAAGGUCAGGAAUCUUCAGUCAUGAUUGACCAGAAGGCUUCUUUAUACGGUCAGCCCUAUCAAGGGCAAGGGGCAGCAAUGCCAGGUGGUUUUAGUAAUAUCCAGGGACAACAGCCAUCCUUUAAUUCAGUGAUGAAUCAGAUGAGCCAACAGAACAAUUUUCCACUUCAAAGUAUGCAUCCGAGAGCAAACAUGAUGAGACCUCGCACCAAUACACCAAAGCAGCUCCGCAUGCAGCUCCAGCAGCGGCUCCAGGGGCAGCAGUUCAUGAAUCAGACUCGUCAGUCGCUUGAAAUGAAAAUGGAAAACCCAGUCAGUGGCAAUACCUCAGUGAUGAGACCAGUUAUGCAGCCACAGGUGGGCUCACAGCAAGGUUUUCUUAAUGCUCAAAUGGUGGCUCAGCGUAACAGGGAGCUAAUAAGUCAUCAUUUUAGACAACAGAGGAUGGCAAUGAUGAUGCAGCAGCAACAGCAACCUCAGGCCUUCAGUCCACCACCAAAUGUGACUGCCUCAGGAAGCAUGGAUAGUGCUUUGACUGGCCCUCCAAUGGCUCAAGUUCCUCCACAGCAGUUCCCCUAUCCACCUAAUUACGGAAUGAGCCAACAACCUGAUCCUGCUUUUAGCAGGGUGGCAAGCCCUCCCAACCCAAUGAUGUCAUCAAGGAUUGGACCCUCCCAGAAUCCUAUGAUGCAGCAUCCUCAGACAGCAACGAUGUACCAGUCCCCUGAGAUGAAGGGCUGGCCCUCAGGAAGCAUGGCCAGGAGCAGUUCUUUCCCCCAGCAACAGUUCAGCCAUCAAGGUAACCCUGCAGCGUACAGCAUGAUGCACAUGAAUGGCAGCAGUGGCCACAUUGGACAGAUGAGUAUCAACACCAUGCCCAUGUCAGGGAUGCCUAUGGCUCCAGACCAGAAGUACUGCUGACACCUCGAGCCACCUCUGCAGGCAGGAGUGCGCUGUGCUAACCAUGCACUAGUACUCAAGGAAAGCUGCGCAUUCCUCACGGCACCUAGUCCUGGCCUUAUGAUGGAAACAAGGGAUCUGUCCUGUUCAUCACCAUGAUGUCCUAAGUUGCUUGAUUCAGAGGGGAAAAGAAAGCCCCAAAGCCCACAACAACCCAAACCCCAACGAAACCACAGUGCAGUAGGAGCAGUCUCUGUAUUACUGUAUAUUGUGUUGUACAAAACAAGUCAUCAAUAUUUUUGGCAGUCUGCCUCUAAGAGAUCUGAACUUGGCAAUGGCAGUGUGACGUGUGAUGGGCAGACUCCUCUCCCCUUAUCUAUUUCCUGUGGUUAUCCAAAGCCCUUUCACUACAGGCAGACAGAAGUGCCUGGCUAAGUCAUGGUGGUAAGAAUUCCUGAUUUCUCUAGUAACAAUAUCUGACAGAGAAUGUAGUUCCUAGCCUUGACUCUUUUUAUAUGAAUUCCUGAAUAUAAAUGCUGCUUUUAAUCUCAUACCCCCAAGAGUCAGGAUUUUCCACGCAAAGUAGUAGUGCAAAUGGAAUUGGCACAUACUAGUCCACAAUCCUGCCCAUUGAAGCAAAGGGGUGAAAGGAGAGGAUGAUACAUUUAAAUUAUUUAAACACAAUUGUGACUAAUAUUUACAUGUUGAUGUGCAGCUGAGUGCACUUUAUAAAAGACUAUAUAAUGGAUUAAUGCAAUAUCUUUGGUAAGGACUUCAUAUGAAGGUAGGGUGUGCUCACGUGUUUUUCUUCUCAAACAAUCUCUUAGGAGUGAUUUGCAAAGACUGCAUCCUGUAAUGUUUUCUGCCUAUGGAAAUUAGAGCAAUAAUCUUUCAUCUUUUGGAAAAGCCCUUCAGAAAAACUCAAGGCAAGGCACUGCAGUCUGAAUCAGAACUUUGCAGUCUUCUUGUGAAUACCUUCUGUAAAUACAAUCUUUAAGAUAAUGUAUUAUACCUAUGACUUUUGUAGGUCACUAACUCAUUUUUGCAGAGUUUGUGAAGCUGAAUAUUUAACAAAUUUGAUUUCUGUAAACUCAAGAGUAGUUGAGGUCCAAAUAGAAGUAUUUUCUUUUCCUUUGGUUGGUUGGUUUUUGUUUAAUGAAUGACUUGGAAGCUGGGUGACUUUGGCCCACGUCUUCGUCGUCUUCGGUCUUCAACACUUCAUUUAUUUUUACAUCUGUAACAUACAGCUUUUUAUAAGAGACCAGUUGUGAAAUGCUUUCCUCUCCACCUGUGAGCACUUUGUUACAUUUCUUUUCACAUGAGGCAAUUGGACAGAAAAGGCUCUGUGUUGUAAGAUGUUAGGACUUGUCACCAUGGUCAUGUCUUUCUGCAAUAUGUUGCCUUUAUAAGUUGGUGAAUCUGGAUUGUGUCCUUUUUUUUCUUUUGGGUCAAUUUUAAUGAACUCUGAGUGUUCUUCAAAGAAGUUUGUCUGUUGCAAAAUAUUUGUUGUUACAUGGCAU
Messenger RNA from Dryobates pubescens (Downy woodpecker), 6080 nucleotides. RefSeq names its product nuclear receptor coactivator 3 (gene NCOA3). Lineage: Eukaryota; Metazoa; Chordata; Aves; Piciformes; Picidae. The record is from RefSeq and is a predicted model, not a curated record. Gene Ontology annotation, biological process: cellular response to hormone stimulus; positive regulation of transcription by RNA polymerase II. The coding region runs from base 382 to 4581 and encodes 1399 amino acids. Gene Ontology annotation, cellular component: nucleus. The transcript has 25 exons. Gene Ontology annotation, molecular function: nuclear receptor binding; protein dimerization activity.